CCCGACGGGUGAUAAUGGCCGUCGCCAGUGGCCUGUCAGUCCUCCUCUUCACAAUUGUUAUCGCCGUAUCGCUUUUGGGAUUCAACGGCCACCAUCGAGAACCGGUGGUGAUGCGCUGCCUGUUUACGGCCCAGAUGGUCGCCUGUCUGUGGCCAAUUUACAGUGGGUACCUCGUCAUCACCACCCAAACCGUCAACCAUAUCUCGCUUUUCGAGAUAUCGAAUGGCGUUUUAGCGAAGCUCGCCUGGCUGUGCUACGGGAUUUACCGGCACAACACACUUUUCAUCGUUCCACACGCUGUAAUGUGUGUCCUACUUAUGCUCCAAGUGAUGAUCUACGAAUCCGUCGCAAAUCACGUUGUCAACAAUCCAAAUCCCCAGGCUCUCCGUGAUAUGAUUGUAAGAGUGACGCCCGUCAACGAGGAUGUGUAGAUUUGUUAAGGAUGGAGCCCACGUGACAAUUUAAGGAAUUAAAAUUAAUAAAGUGUAAUAUUGUUA
Molecule: messenger RNA, 497 nt
Organism: Linum trigynum
Lineage: Eukaryota; Viridiplantae; Streptophyta; Magnoliopsida; Malpighiales; Linaceae
Source: the annotation of a GenBank genome assembly